Vairimorpha ceranae is the source of this 837-nucleotide messenger RNA. RefSeq lists its product as hypothetical. The transcript has a single exon. The record is from RefSeq and is a predicted model, not a curated record. NCBI's taxonomy places the organism in Eukaryota, Fungi, Microsporidia, Nosematidae. Bases 1 to 837 code for a protein of 278 amino acids.
AUGAAAUUAAAAGAAGUACUUUGUAAUACAAAUAUCUUAGUAUUAUUUUUUGGGUUUAAAUUAGCAACAAAUGCACAAGAAAUCAGCGAAUCAGUUAGGGACUUUUUUUGCACUUUUAAAAAUGCAAAAUUUCGGGAAAUGGAUGACGUAGAGAAGAUUGAAGAUUUAUACCAUCAAGACGUUGGAAAAAGAGGAUUGAGAAGAAAUGAUUUUUUUGUGAUGCUAAAAUUUCUUAAAUAUGUGACUCAUGUAGAAAAAACUGAAUGGGAUCAAAUAACUGAGAAAUAUUGUUGCUCAAAAAAAAUAAAUGAUCCAGAAGAGGUGGAAUUAUUGAAGAAACAGAAUUUAAAAUUUUUUAAAAUGCUUAAAAAAUUUAAGGAAAAUUUAUUCGACAAUCUCAAUUUCAAACUUUACCUUGAAAAAACCAAACUAUUUGAUUUUAUUAGUCAAAGCGACUUUAAUGUUGAAGUUAAUGAAUAUCCUGAAUGGAAUGAAUUGGAUGAGUUGCGUGCAUGUGAUCGAUAUUAUAAAGUUGAUGAAGACGAUGAAAGUAAUGUAUGUGAAAAUAGUGGUGAGAAUAGAGAAGUUAAUGAAAAAGAUAAAUAUAAUGAAUUUGUUACACUUUAUAAUUUAUCUGUAUCCCAAGUUUUAUUACUAGAAAAGUAUUAUCAUUUAUGGUUUUUGGUUAAUAAAAAUAUAGUGAGCAAAAAAAAACUAGAAUUACAUUGCUUCACUACAUUGCAGAAAUAUGCUGGUAUAACACCGAAUAAUUCCAAAUAUUCGCUUUUAAGUGUAAUACUAAUUAAGUGUUUCGAAAUAAUGGAAUCAGAAGAUUAA